CUAACACAACUCUCGCCUCUCUCUCUCUCUCUCUCUCUCUCUCAACUUCUACUGCUUCUCACUCAAAUUAGUUAAUUUACUCCAUUAAUGGCUUCUAGUCACCAUUUCGCACUUCUCGUUGCGUCUUUCUUUUUGCUUUCUUCUCUCUUCAUCCCUUCCACAGCCACAACCAGGAAGCUCACAGCUCUGGUUCAGCAACAACCACUGGUCCUCCAAUACCACAACGGCCCUCUCCUGAAGGGAAACGUCACCGUUCAUCUCGUCUGGUAUGGGAAGUUCACUCCUGCACAAAGAGCCAUCCUCAUCGACUUCAUCUUAUCACUGGGCCACCACCUCCACGCACCUUCCGUCCCUUCAUGGUGGAAGACGACAGAGAAGUACAAAGGGGGUUUCACUGGCCUCAACCUUGGGAAGCAAACCUUCGACGAAAAUUGCUCUCUGGGUAAGUUUCUGAAGACCCCUCAGGUUGCUCGUUUAGCUCGCAGAGGCGAUCACCGGCGAGCCAUCACCGUCGUCUUCACAGCCAAAGACGUUGCCGUCGAUGGCUUCUGUAUGAGCGAUUGUGGUACCCAUGGGUCAGCUAAGGCCGAUCCGACUGGGAAAACCAAGUUCGCUUACAUAUGGGUUGGGAACUCGGAGACCCAAUGCCCCGGUCAGUGUGCCUGGCCAUUCCACCAGCCAAUCUACGGACCACAGACACCGCCGUUAGUUCCACCUAACGGUGAUGUCGGGGUUGACGGUAUGGUCAUCAACUUGGCUACUCUAUUAGCUGAUACCGUAACGAAUCCGUUUGAUAACGGUUAUUACCAGGGGCCGUCGAAUGCGCCGUUAGAGGCCGUCUCGGCUUGUACGGGUAUAUAUGGUAAAGGAGCGUAUCCGGGUUACCCGGGGGAGCUUCUGGUGGAUAAAACGACGGGUGCAAGUUAUAAUGCGGUAGGGAUCCGUGGGCGUAAGUACUUGCUUCCGGCUAUGUGGGACCCGACUACCUCUGCUUGCUCUACUCUGGUGUGAAACUGAGAUAUACGAAGAAGACGACCUUAAGGUGGUGGAGAUACGUACAUACGGUAGAUGGGUGUGGUCCGUGUGGAUACGGUCACGGAAAGUAUGGGAUGUGAAGAAUGUGAAAUAUGAUGUACUCUUCUUGGGUUUCUUGUUUUGCUCUUCGCAGUGUAAAAUCUUCAUUUCUUGAAGAAGAUGAAAAUGUAACAUAUUAUAAAGUAAAUAUAAUGUUAAAAUUAUUGAAGUAAAAAAAAAAAUCUAUUUUCCAAAAAUCAUAAAAAUGAUUGUAGAGUUGGGGAAAGAAGAAAUAACUAGACGCCUAGGCGCAAUGGUGAACUUACUCUAUUAUGAUUAGUGGCUGUUGGUUCUAAGUCUGGAAACAAUUUUUAGGGGUAUUAAGGGUAAAGUUGUGUAUAUUAUGAUCCUCCUUAGAUCUUAUAGUAAUGAAAGCCUCGAUGUAUUAGGU
Messenger RNA from Macadamia integrifolia, 1465 nucleotides. Its product is annotated as protein EXORDIUM-like 2. Lineage: Eukaryota; Viridiplantae; Streptophyta; Magnoliopsida; Proteales; Proteaceae. The transcript has a single exon. The record is from RefSeq and is a predicted model, not a curated record. The coding region runs from base 88 to 1011 and encodes 307 amino acids.